AUGUGCUCACGGAGCUUUGUGGUCCAGAGGCGAAAUGCCAAGACUUUGGCCAGAUACAAUUUAGGAGAAACCUUGGGCAGCGGUUCGUUUGGUGCUGUGGUGCGGGCGACCGAUCGAAUCUCUGGAGCCCCUAGAGCGUGGAAGGCACUGCAGAAGGGCAAGGACAAUGACAGCAUGUUCCGCAAGGAGGCUGCCACUAUGUCCGUCUUGGACCACCCCCACCUGUGCCGCCUCUUCGAUGUGAUCGAAGACCAAAUCUGCUUCUACUUUGUCAUGGAACUUUGUGAAGGCGGUGACUUGCAGCACUACCUGGAGGCUUCAAGUAAGAACCAGCUUCCAGAGCCUUCAGUAGCAGUCCUUAUGCGGCAGCUUUUCGGAGCCAUUCACUACUUGCAUGAGCGAUCCAUGGCGCACUCGGACUUUGCGGCUCGAAACAUCCUUUUGCUGAAGAGAACUGCAGAUGCUCCUUUGGAACAAUGCUCGGCGAAGCUGGCUGACUUUGGAAGCGUCCGCUCCUUUACCGCUGGAGCUGCAGUGGGCCCUCACAAGGGUGACAUAUGGGGCUUGGGACUUCUCAUGAGGGGGUUGAUCUGUGACAUCAGCCGAGUGCUAGGCACUAAGUCUCCAAACAGACGGCCUCUUGAUGCCCAGAUUUGGGCGGGGCACUCUGAUGAGGCACGAUGUUUGUGCGGCCGCCUUCUGCGCAGAGAUCCUGAAUCUCGAUGGACCGCCGAAGAAGCAUUGCACCAUGACUGGUUCUAUGUCGUGGAACUGCCACGGGCUGAAAUACCUGGGGGCAUUUUGCAGCGCCUCCGGCGCUUCGUCUCCGCUAAUGUACUGGUGAGAAGCAGCCUACAAGCCCUAGCGGAGCAGCGUGAAGGGCAUGAGCAGCUGUUUGCAGACAUGGAUCAGAAUUGCGAUGGGCUUCUAUGCCACAAUGACCUUUUCAUUUGCCUUACCGAAGUCGGAGAAGACGUUUCUAAAGAAGAUCUGCAGCAGUUGCUGCAAGAGGCGGACCCAGACAACAUUGGAGUCGUGGAGCUGAGCUGCUUCAAAGGAAUCAUGUUGAAGGAAAAGCACACCGACAGCAAACGUUGUUUGCAAGCUGCUUUUCGCAUCAUGGACCGAGAUAUGGACGGGAAGAUCUCAUGUGCAGACCUCCUUCGCAUCUUUCCCUCAAUGAAGAGGUCUGAGGCCACGGCCAUGGUUGCAGAAGCCGACAUGGAUGGUGACGGUGGCAUCAACCUCGAAGAGUUCACCGCAAUGUUGCGUCAAUACUUCAUCAAACCCGUUGAAGCCACAUCCACCUGGCCCAAGCCACAGCCAUCCAAGAACGAGUCCAUGGUAAAGGCCAAGAUUAGAGCUCUUGCUACACGCACCUUUCGCACUGUGGAAUAUGAUGCGGAGUCACGCUACAGCUGUGCGAUGAGCAGCUACAGCGGUGUGAGCCACUUGAGCCAGUUGAAUGACUCGGACUCUGACGAUGAUUCGGCACAGACGGAUGAGCCGCCGCCCAGUCGUCCUGCACAGAGUCGUUUACCUGGAGCUCCUAUGAUUACAGCGAAGGUGGACAAGGCCGAACUGGUUCGAGAUUCUGAGGCAUUAGAGAGGGCCAAAAGGGCUUCCAUUCAGCUGGGGCUUCAGCCGCAAGUUGCACAGAUUGUUUCACUUUAG
Messenger RNA from Durusdinium trenchii, 1674 nucleotides. NCBI's taxonomy places the organism in Eukaryota, Dinophyceae, Suessiales, Symbiodiniaceae. The record is from the annotation of a GenBank genome assembly.